Molecule: messenger RNA, 522 nt
Organism: Octopus sinensis (East Asian common octopus)
Lineage: Eukaryota; Metazoa; Mollusca; Cephalopoda; Octopoda; Octopodidae
Product: serine/threonine-protein kinase OXI1-like
Exons: 2
Coding region: 1-522 (173 amino acids)
Biological process (GO): protein phosphorylation; regulation of DNA-templated transcription
Molecular function (GO): protein serine/threonine kinase activity; ATP binding
Source: RefSeq, a predicted model, not a curated record
AUGGCACCUGAGUUUUAUUACAAAGCCGGGCAUGAAUUUCCUGUUGAUCUUUGGGCGCUUGGAGUCGUUAUGUAUGAAAUGGCAUAUGGAAAACUGCCUUUUACUUGUUCCAAGACUGCUGAUGUGUCAUACUAUGUUAAGCAUUGCCCUCCAAAACACAACCAUUCAAAAUCUCAAGCACUCUCUUCACUUAUCUUAAAACUCUUGGAUAAAGAUGAGUACACACGUCUCACAUGUUCACAGGCCAAGAUUCACCCGUUUUACAAUAGUUUGUGCUGGGAUAAUGUGUUCAAUAAAGUGAUACCCCCACCUUUCGUACCACAACUAGCUCAGGUGACUCUCAAAGUGGUCAAUGGCCUUUACUCCGGUGUAAAAACCAAAGAACUUGACAAUCUGGCUGCAGAGACGGCUGCCACUAUGACCACAAAACACCCCGAUUACGCAACAUUAGCUUCGAGAAUUGCAAUAUCUAAUCUACAAAAAGAAACCAAAAGCCAAUUUUCAGGCAAAAUAUUAUCUUAA